AUGGAGGUGAUGGACUUUGCGGACGGCGCGGUGACCCCGUCGACGCCCGCUUCUGUCGCCUCGUUCGACCCGUCGAUUCCGUCGACGUCGACGGCGCCGUCGACGCCAGGACCAAUCGGAUUCGGCUCCGCCCCUCCCAGGACUCCGUCACGCCUCCAGACGCCUCAGGGUUCGUCCUAUUCUGAACUUUUGAUAGAUUCAUGAGAUGAUAAAAGUCAUUAGAAGGGGGUUUUUUUGAAUUUUAAAUUUGUUCAGUUAAUCUGCAAGACCAGUUUAAGCUUUGAAAGGUUGUAUUGAUAAAGAUUUUCAAAAAAAGAAUAUUUUUUUAAUCGAUUUUUUUCUCAAAAAAAUUUUUGCUCGAAAUUGUCAUUUUGAAGCGCUUUUUCUAUGCGAAAAAUCUAUAUUUUUUUGAAAAAAAUUUGACCCUUUUUACAUGUAUUUCUGUAACAUAAAUCUAAUCAUUUUUUUCGAAAAAAAUAAAUCUGAUAAAUCUGAAAAAAAGUCCAGUCGAAAAGGAAUAAUUUGAUAAUAAAAUUGAAUUCUCGACCUUGUUUUUUGACUUCUUGGCCUAUUUUUGAACUCGAAAUAAAAUUAGUGUUUUUCCCACCGCAAAAGUUCAAAUGUCUAUUCAUAUUCCCAGGCUUUUCGUCCAAUUAUUUGUAGCUUUAUAAGUUUUUUUCUCCAAUUUUCAGAGGUUAAAUUUAACUUUCUUUCUGGUAAUACAACUGGGUCACGAUUCUAAGCUUUUUUUUGUCUUUUUGAUAGAAGUUAUAUAAAAAACUUGAACAUUUUUGGAAAAAAAGGUCUGGAAAAAAAGGCCAAGAAAAAUUAUGUUUUUCCGGGAUCAAUGAAACAUGAACGAGGAACAAGUUAAAAAUAAAAGAAAUAAAAUGUUUCGUAAGAUUUUUAAAUCGAAAAUCCCUCUUUUCCUCCUUUCUCAUAACAAUUUUCGUUCUGUUGGCCGUCGAUUUUAUCAAUUUUCUUUUUAUUUCACUUUCCCGCUUCGUUUCCAGAAUGAAAUCGAAAGCGAUUUUUGAAAAUGUUCGGUUUGAAGAUUUUUCACCUAGUAGCCUUGCAUUAGUUAUUUUAUUUCGAAGGGUCGAAAUUGAAAAAAGAGAUCAAGUGACUUCUGAAGAGACGGCAGACGAGACAACUAUUUUCUUUCUCUGGAGCCUCUUCAGAAGCUCCUUAUCUCUAUUUUCAGUAAUUUUUUGAUUUUUUUGCUCCAAGUUGUUGUUUCUAUACUAUCGAAUCUCAUAGGAAUCAAGAACAAAAAUGAUUUUAUUAUCUUUAAGUUUGAGAAAAUUCCAAAUAUUCUGUAAUAUUAAAAUUUAGGCUCUUUUCUAAGUAAAUAAUAGAUUUUUUUUUCUAGGAUUUUUCAAGAUUUUUAUUUUAAGAAGCCAUAGUUUUUAGUUCUUCUCCUGACUUUCCUAAUUAUCAAAAAAAGACUUUCAGUUUGAGGCUUUUCGAUAAUUUUAUUUUUUUCUUUUUGAUUUUUUUAAAAUUAUCAAGAAGCCUUCUAUUUACAUUAAGUAUGAUCUAUAUGAUAUUUUUUUAAAAAAAUUUCGUGAUUUUAUUAAGAAUUUUUUUGAAGAGUUGUACUUAAAACAAGGCUUGACCUUCCCGGUAUUUUCUAGCUUCAUAGGAUUUUUUUUAUUUUAUUAAAGAAAAGCCUUUUGAAAACAGAAAGCAUGGUCUUUCCAAGAUUUUUCAUACAACCUGAGAAAAACUCAUGUUUCAGGAGGCAUGCAGCAGGCUCAAAAUUCGCCAUUCCGGGCCCAAAACGGCGGCGACCGCGUCGCCCAGCUGCAGCAACAGUCGCGCCGGAUCAACAUGACGAACGGCUGGCUCCAAGAUCACCACCAACAGCAGUACUUGCAGAGGCCCUCGAGGCCUGGAAGUCAUGUCAGUGAGCCUGGUGAAACAAGACCGCAUUUGGAAUGGCUAAAAUCGAUGAAAACCUAGUGAAAUGAGACAGAGCCACUCCGACUGUGGCAUAAUUUCUGAAAAAUCUGAGGAAGUCUUUAAUUGAAGCUCUGGAUGUUCCUAGCUAGAAAUUGACUUGGUAAGGCCAAGACCGCAUUUGGAAUGGCUGAAAUUGAUUAAAACAUCGUAAAGCUAAACUAAGAGCCAUUAUAACUGUGGCAUGACUUCUGAAAAAUCUGGGGAAGUUUUAAUUGAAGUUCUGAAAGUUCCUGGCCAGAACACCAUUCGGUGAGACUAUGGUCGCAUUUGGAAUGGCUAAAAUUGAUCAAAACUUGGUAAAACUAGACUAAGAGCCAUUCCGACUGUGGCAUGGCUUUUGAAAAGUCUGAGUUUUAUUUUGAGCCGAAUUUUAAAGACUAAUCUCCAUUUUUCAGGUCGGCUCAGCGAUAUCGUCCGCGACAUCGUGUCACACGGAAAUAUCGUUAUUUUCCAUCGCCGGAUUGUCGACUUUGAGUGUGGACACGAAUGUCGCCAACUAUCCUUAUAUGUACGCUCAGAAUGCCCAGGUUCGUGUCACUUAAGGGACCACUUGAGGGGUGAAAUGAGGGGCAAAAUAAAGAGUUUUUUUUUUGAAGUAUAGAGAGUUUUUUCUUGAGUCUGCAAGAUUUGACAGAAUUUUUGUUUUCAUGUUGAGUUGAUCGAAUUGAAGAUGGUCGCAGGUAGAAUGGCUCAAAGCGUCGCCAAAGCGAAAGUCGUUUUCGGUCGGGCGCAAUUGCUAACUUAUUGAGCCAUUCAGCAUGCGACCCUGAAUUGAUUGAUUUAAGAUUCUCGUCCGAAUAAAUAUGAUUUUUUUUUGAAACUGGAACCUCAUCAACUUGAAUUUUCCCUUUUCCAGAUGCCCAACGCUCUGUCGACCGUUUCUGCGUCGUCCUCAACGGAAAACGAAAAUCCGAACAUGUUGAGAGAUAUCGAAUCGGCGGUGGAAGGAGCCGUUAGGGUGCUCCAGCGAGAAAACAACUGGGUUCGUUGGAAAAUUCCGAAAAAAGGGGAUCUUUUGAUUUUUCUCCAUUGAAAGUUGGUUAUUACGUCGAAUUUCAGAGCAUUUUAAAGGUUUAAAAAAAUUUUUUUUCAAAGACUUUUAUAUUUUUUUCACUGUUGAAUGUAGAUAAUUAUAGUAGAUUUGAAGCAUUUCCGGCGUUUAACCUAAAAAAACAGAUUCUUGGAAUUAGUUCAUUUUUUUACAUUUAAAAAUUAAAUUAAUUACGAAAAAUUAACCUGAAAAAAUCCAGUUUUUUUCUGUUAAAACCAGAUUUUUUUUCAUACGAAUUCGAGAAAUUUCAGACGUUUUCUGGAACAUUUGGAACAUUUCAGCAAAAAAAGACCGCUCUUCCUUGGAAAAUCAUAAAAAGAAUAAAUCAAAAAGUUCCCCGAUUUCCUUGUUUCAAAAAACAUUUUUUAAUCAGACUGUUUAGUUUGAUCAAUUUUGUUGCACUCUUAGUACGUCUCACAGGAUGGUCAUUUUACUUUGCGUUUGGGAAUUUUCUGAAAUUUGGCCGGGAUCCUUCUUGAUGGACCGGAUGAAGAUCCUACUCGGGCAAAACUGAAAAGCUCCCCAAAAAGCUUUUCUCAAAGAAAUACCUUGAAAGGGUCCCCAGCAGAACUUUUUUAUAUCGUUUCUUUUCUUUUUUGCAUCUUUUUCACAUCCUCUGACAAAAAGGAUGCUGGAAAACAACUAAAAAGAUCCGAGAGGAUUCAAAAAGGAUCCUCUGAAGCUAUGAAAAAGGAGCUCAAAAGCUUUUUUACAUCAUUUUAGGAGCUUUUAGAGGAAGCUUUAUAUCUCAGGAUCCUCAAAGGAACUUUUCCGUUUUACCUAUGUAGGAGUCCUAACCGGCAAAACUUUCAAGUUUUCGAGAAAAUAAGGGCCUAAAGCCCGAAAUAGCCUUUUUCAAUGGAUUUUAAGGGUUUUGUUUGACUUUGAAGCGUCUUUUUCCGAAAACGAGGAUGCUGUGCAAGUUGAGACUUUCAGCAUCUUUUCUUGGAACAUCUAGGAGCGUUCUGGCCAAUGUUUAGGGAAAUCCCAACCGCAAAGUAAAAUCCCCCCUUGUGAGGUUGGACACUACCUCCCUGAGCUUGGAAAUAGCUUUUCCUAGGCUUUUCGGUCAAUUUUUGGAAGCCCGGACAAAUUCAAUUCUCUACUUGCUAAUCUCUGUUUCAGCCUUCAUUUUUUUUUCAAGUCCAACCCUUUAAUUAAAUUUAUGUCCUUUUCAGACUCACUGAUAUAAUUUUUGGAUUGUGGCAAAUAAAACCCUCAAAUCGAUGAUAUUUAUAACUUCUGCCUAUUCAUACAAAUGAUGAAACUCAACUUAUCAAGAAAGACAAACGAUAAAAAUGAUCAUUUUCACGGUUUUUAUUUUUCAUCAAGAUUUCACUUUCAAACCUCAUUUUGUUUAUAUUUUUCCUCUCUUUCUUUCUGAAUUAUUCGAAUAAUAUAAUUAUGGAACUAUUUCGAUCCCAACGAAUAUUUCUCAAACUCACCAUUUUCAUACAAAUCAGGAAACGUAUCUUAACGGGGAAAUCAAAAAAAUGGAAAGUCAUUGAAAAAAACAUUUUUUUUGCCUUGAAAUUUUGACCGGUUUUUUUAAAAAUUAGAAACCUCAUUUUAUUUGUUAAUUUGAAUCGAUCAAUUCUUUACUUUUCUUGGUACAUCUAGGAGCGUUCUGGCCAUUUUUUUAGGAAAAAUCCCAAAAAAAUUGUCUGCCAGGUUUCUAUUGUUAUUUUCCAGUAGAGAUUGAGUUUUGAAAUAUUAAAAAUUGUGGUGUUUUAUCUGUGCAAAGCGGUCGCGUUUUCGCAAAAAUCAAAAAAUUUUUUUCCAUUCAAAUUCGGCCUCGGAUGCUUCUCAGAAAAAGCCCCCCCACCCCCCUUUAGAGCUUAAAAAAAUACAGAGGAAGUUGAUAAUGCUUGAAAAAAUCUUCUCCCUUUCCAGGAACGGAAAUUGGAAGUCCUCCGAGGGACCCUCUACCCCCUAACAAUGACGAAAUGCCGGACGGGCGGCGCAUUGGCAACGGAACAGUUCGCGAUUGGCCACGCCUCCAAGAAGAAGCUCCUCGAUCUCGUCAAAUGCCUCUUCAUGCAGCUCGUCCCACGGCCCAACGAGACCGAGCACAGCGAGGCGGUUCGUUUUUCUCUUUCUGUAACUUGCAAGUGUUAACGAAGGGAAAUUCUUUUCUUGAAAUUACGAACGUUUUUAGGAGGAUAUGAAGGGAAAAUUUGGCCUUUUACAGCAAUUUCAUGACAAAAAAUUCAUUUAACGCCCUUUUCCUAGUGGCUUUUCAUUGAACUUAUUUUCCAAAUGAAGUUUUUUUUUAGGAAAAUUUCUAGUGCACACUUUAGGGAUUUUUGACGUUUUAGUAGCCACUAUAGUAGUCAAAUUAGUGGCCACUUAAAGGGUUAAAAUUUAGUGGCCACUUGAGGGGUCAACGGAUCAACAUAACUGAUCCAAUCUGCUUUUUUUAAAACGAAAAAUUCAUCAAUCACCAUUUUUCAGAGGAUUUUGAUUGAGUUUCACUUCCAAAUGAAGUUUUUCAUAUCAUUUUCUGGGAAAUUUUGAGUGGCCUCUAUAGGGAUUUUUGACGUUUAUUGGCAACUAUAGUAGUCGUUUUAGUGGCCUCUUUAGAAGUCUUAGCGGUACUACUACAUCACUAUUUUUUAGACACCUCUUUAGGAGUCAAUCAACUUUAUUUUGAAAUGAUCAAAGCUUAAAUAAAUUUAUUGGAAUCACGGUUUUCUCGUGGAAAAUGGAAGCUUUUCAGUCUUUUUAAGUGCAAAGAUAUGCCUUGAAACCUUUUUUCAAGUGUUUUUCGACUAUUUAAAAAAUUUAUUCAAAAGGGAUUUUGUACUCAAAAAUGGUUCAUUUAUUUCGGUCGAAAAAAAAGUUUUCUGGUAUUUCCACACCUUAACCCUAGAAAGGGGCGGUGUCGAAAAAGAAAACCUUUCGUUUAGCUCUCGAAACCUUGUUUGGUUAUUGCGUCAAAAAAAAAUGAAGAAAAUCAUAGGAAGACAAAAAAAAGCAUCUGCAUACACGUCGCUGUUUUCGGUUAGAUCUGGCGGGCACCCUUGAGACAAAAGUUCAAAAAAAAGUUUUCUUGGAAAUACCGAAACAAUUUUUUAUGAAACUUUAUGAAAUGAUGAUAUUGUGAAACGAGCCACUUCGAAAUCUUGUACGGAAGAAGUACUUUAAUAGGCAUUUGAAACUAAACGGGGUACACCCUUGGUUACAAACUUGUCUUCAUUUUCGUCCUUUUUUUCAUUUCUUGUUCCUAUUUUAUUCACUUUUCAACUAAAUUCAUUAGUUUUGUUGAUUCCAGGUGGUCAGCAUCACCCUGACAGUCCUCUACCACGCGGCGACGAAAAGCCGAACUUGCCGGGCAAUCAUCGAAAAACACAAUCGAGACGUCAAAAGAUCGAGCAACGUGUUCGGUCUGUUCCCAGUGAUUGUUCAGCGAGUCAAGUUGGUCUUUUCAACUCGUUCUGCGAGAUUUUAGGAACCUUAUUAAGACUUUUUUCAAAGCUAAAAGUCGAAACUUCAAAAUUAAUUUUAUUGAUAAAAUCAGGAGGAAAUUAGAAGUGUUAGAGGUUUGAAAAAUAUUUGACAAAAAGAUUUUUUUCAAAAUUUUUAAAUUUUAAAGUCGAAUUUAGCUUUGAACACGGCGGUUUUAUUAGUGGAAAAUAAAAUGCAAAACCAAAAAUUAAGGGGGCGUGGUCAAAACCUCCGCCGUCCCCAUGUGACGUCAUGAGAAAAACGCGUAAACAACAGAAAAUAUUGAAGGCGCAUGUUCAAUGGGUCACGAGACGAAUCUAUAGUCUGUUCAGAUUUUGAAUAUCAAGUAGAAUGACGUCAUUCGAAAACGCUCUGUAGGUGCCUUGCUCUCUGAUUGGUUUAUCGCGCCAUUAGGGGGCGGAGCUUCAGCGAAGACUUUAUAUUUGAAAUCUGAACUGACUAUACUUCUCCUUUUAAAACAACGCGAUUUUUCUGUGCCAGAGCGCCGCUGUGUAUGCACACGACACACUACACUUUACGGAAAAAAUGUCACGGGCAGUCGCCAAAAAAAAGUCGUGGGAAAAAAGCUUAACUGAUCAGAAAUAGGAGUAUAUUCGAUUCACGACUAAAAGGGGGCGUGGCCUGUCUGCGCUCUCCACCAAAUAGGCACUGUCUCUUCAUUUUUUAAAUCGUGCCAGGACCCUUUUUCGAUGGCUCAAGCCAGCCGUGAAUCAGCUAUAAUUUAGGAUUAUUAAAGGCUGUUCUGAUAAAGUUUGCAAAUGAGCUAUGACUGAUUGUAGAAAUGAGAUUCAAUUAUAUUAUGAAAAUGCGGGGAAACGUAUGAUAUGUUGGACGAGAAUGGGGGAUUUCGGACAUUUAUUGAAUUUUUUUAAUAGUUAAAAACCAGAACACUGAAAAAAGAAUCAGAGUUGAAAAUCCCUGCGUAGAAUUGACAUUAAAUGAACAAAAAAACCAAGCAAAUUUUCAAAAAAAAUUUCAGAUUUUUGGGCUGUUUUCGAGUAGUUUUCCUUCAAGAAAAGUUGGUUUUAAGAGCUUUUUUUUGAUUUUUUUGUUAUCAAAGGAAUUUCUUCACUGGUAGGUGGUUAAAAGACGGGGAAAAAGAAAAGUUUACAAUUUUAUGGAAAAAGCCAAAGCUUGGCCUGAAUCCAAUUAUCUUCAAUUUUCUUGCUUUUAUUGGUUUUUUUUAGAAUAAAAAUAUCGAAAAAUACUUUUUUGUUGAAUAAACAGAAAAAUCCAGGUUGAUUAGCCAAAAAAAGAAGAAAAAAGACGAAGAAAAAGUUUUUGAAAAAACAGCCUUUUUACAUUUCCUUUUGCGCUCCAUGGCUAACUUUCGAAAAUUUUCAGCCAAAUGAACCCCCGAUACGUAAAUAAAGCCUGGGUCUUGCUGAGCGCACUGCUGAACCAGACCAAGAUGAGGAAAGACGCGCAAGAGUGAGUUUUUUCGAAAAAUGUUCACGAAAAAAGAAAAAAAUAGAGUAACAUGGAUUUGGAUGACUUCCCUGUUUCCAAAAUUUUAUAAAAACCAGGAAGUUUCUUGUUUAAACAAUGAUGAAAAAUGCUCUCAAUUUCACCUAAAAAUCUUGAUAUUUCUUCAAAAAUUGAAACCUUUUGAGGAACUGAUUUUUUUUCUAGCUUGUAACUCGAAUUUUUGAAGAAGUUGCAGAAUAAAAAUAUGUAUAGAUUCAUUCAUCAUAUAAGGCUCUAUCGAUUUAAUACGAUUCCACAAAAAGAUCAUUUAAGGGACCCUCGAAUUUGCCCGGAAAUCAUGCGAUUCCUCGUUGAAAAGCUCCGCGGAGAACUGGAAUCAACGGCCAAGUACCUGGCCGUCGGAGCCUUGCGGGUCAUCGUACAAGAACGUCGGGGCGGCGAAUGCGUGGCGAGACCCAUCAACUUUGACCGACAGGUGGGAGAGUGGCUGAAUGUCUUGAACGAAGCAAGAGGGGUCGUUGGUUUGGAUCCUGACGGCGGAAAAAAGAAGAAGAAAAUGCUAAUAAAGUUUCUUCUUUUGUUUUGUAGUAGUUGAAGCUUGUCUCAGGGCCCAGAAGGUUGGCCGAAUGGCUAAGAUCCUUGCCGUAAAUAAGAGGGGUCGCUGGUUCGGAUCUUAAGCGCUGUAAAAUGAGAUGAAAUGGCAAAAAUAGGUUUCAUUAUUUUUUGUGUUGUAGUUCUGAAGAAGUAUUCCAAAAAGUAAGCAAUUAAAAAUUUCUGCGCUCUCUCAUUAUCAACUGCUAUUUCCAUGUCUCUAUGAGAGAAAAGAGAGUGCAGACAUGUAAGAUUGUUCCGAGGCGAGAAGGAUGAUUUAUAUCUGGAUAAACAUACGGCAAAAAAUGCUUGGGAUCCGAACCAACGACCCUCCCAACCCUAACCCAAGCUCUUAUCCACUCAACCAACACGUCAUCGAUUCAGGAGCUCCUCGCGACUGGCGUCAUCGAGACCCUGACGCAGAUCAUGAAACAAGAAGUUGAUGAGAAGGUUCUCUGGUCGACCGCCCAGACUUUGAGCGUUUUCCUGACCGAUCCGCUUUUCGGCGAGCUUUUCGUCAAAUGCGGCGGUAUUCAGGUAAUUUUUCGCAUGAUUUCAAGGAAAAUUGAGAUUCCAAGCGUUUUAAAGCACAAAGUUUCAUGAAAAACAAAAGAAAAAAAAUUUUUUGCCAUUCUUUUUUGACCUCAAGAAGGCAUACUAUAAAGCACGGGCGUUUACAAAAUGCGACCGCUUCUUUGGUGCUCCACUGCGAAUUAAUAAAAUACGGGCGUUUCUUAAUCUUAUCUCUUGCACCUUUUUCUGGCACAUCAUCUCAAAAAAAGUUUUUUUGAAUUACCAUUACUUUUAAAAUUAAACGAAAUUCUAAGUUUUUCGAUAGCUUUCUGAUCCGUAUAGUAGUGUCUUUUUUAUUUUAGAAAUUUGGAAAAAAGAAAAAAGUUGAGAAUAAGUGCCAGAAAAGGUGCAAGAGAUAAGAUUAAGAAACGCCCGUAUUUUAUUAAAUUUCAGUGGAGCACAAAAAAAUCGAUCGCAUUUUAUAGACAAUAACACCGAUCGCAUUUAGUAAACGCCCGUACUUUAUGGAAUACCCCACAAGAACAAUCGUAAAUUUCAAAAAACUUCAAUUUUCAUUCUUUCAAUGAAACGGCAAUAUCAUGUUGCAGGCCCUCUGCAACAUUUUGUGCCAUCCGUCGACCCGACUCCUACAUGAAGUCCUUCUUUGUCUGCAACGGACCAUCGACUUACCGCAGACCCGGGAUCAGGUAACAUCAGUUAACAUGAGCAAUACGAAUUAUUUUUCCUUUGAACAUUUGAUAUGAGCAGAGACAUCAUAUUGCUCGACCUGAAUUCCAUAAUCAGAUUUUAAAAAAUUCAUAAUAAGCUGGAGAAACAGUAGAAUGAGAUAGGGAAAACACGGCGAAAGUUGUGAAAUUGUGAGGGCCUAAAAUGAUGUAACAUGAGCAACACUGAGCAAUUCUCAGGACCUCGCCGAAUCGAUCGAAAAAGUGAUGCAACUUCUCGGCGCCUCCGAUGCGGUUAUAGUUGAAAGAGCCACCGGAUGCCUCGUCAACGUUGGCUUCCACAACAAGAAGAACAAGGUAUCACUUAAGGGAUUUGGGAGAAAAGGGGGCGUGGCCAGACGUUUAGAACGAUUUUUUUUUCCGCGUUUGGUUUUUUUGUUUAAAAAAGGCGCGGCGAGCAGGUCAGAGGUGAGACUGAAGUUUAAGGUGUCACUUAAGGGAUCUAGGGGAAUUCGGAGCAUUUUGAGCUGUUUUCCUCGAAUUUUUCAAAGAUUUUCCAACUUUUUGCAAACUUUUUGUUAAGAAAAUGCAAAAAGCACGGCAAGCAAAAUUGAGCUUGAAGGAUAAGGUGUCACUUAAGGGGUCUAGGAGAAAUUGGAGCCUUUUAAGCCUUUUUUCUCGAAUUUUUCAAAGAUUUUUCAUGUUUUUGAAAAUUUUUUUUUGAAGAGUUUUCUAUUUAAAAAGGGCAAGAGUAGGCAAGCGAAAUUGAGCUCGAAGGCUAAGGUAUCACUUAAGGGAUCUAGGGGAAGAUUGGAGCAUUUUGAGCUGUUUUCCUCGAAUUUUUAAAGAUUUUCCAACUUUUUGCAAACUUUUUGUUAAGAAAAUGCAAAGGGCACGGCAAGCAAAAUUGAGCUCGAAGGCUAAGGUAUCACUUAAGGGGUCUAGGAGAAAAAUUGGAGCGUUUUUGAGCUGUUUUCCUCGAAUUUUUUUCAAAGAUUUUCCCAAUUUUUUUAAAAAUUUAUUUUUUUAAAAAGAGUUUUCUAUUUGAAAAAGGGGCAAGGGUUGGCAAGCGAAAUUGAGUUUGAAGGAUAAGGUGUCACUUGAGGGAUUUAGAGAAAAUUUGGAGCAUUUUUGAGGCAUUUUUCAAUUUUUCCUAUGACUUUUCGACCAUAAUUUUUCACGGAAAGGCCGGCCAAUCAAAAUUUAAAUUUAAAUGAGUGCAUCUUUGAGCUAUUUUGAGGUUUAUUUUUGAAGAAUUCUUUGAUUUUUUUUUGGAGAUUUUUCAUUAUUUUUUUUCAAAUGGCUCUGACUAGCCACAUGGAAUUUAUUUAAAAAUGAUAUUUUCCUUUGUUUUUCAAUUUUUAAAUUCAUUUCGUUCCAUUUUCCAGGAGACCCUCGUCGAAUGCAAAGCCCCCAACAUAAUGUUCGACGUUUUGAAAAUGUCGAACAAUUUCGUCCGAGUCCAGGAACCGUCGCCCUUCCCUCACCCGCAACAUCUCGACCCCAUGACGCAGAGAGGUCAGUUUUUUUGAACUUGAAAAGAAAAAAUCUAGUUUCGAUCAUUCUUACAUUUUAGAGCGUGCAGUAAAAAAAUUAAUAUUAUUGAAAAAUGCUCGAAUUUUAAAAGCAGUAGUCUGUUUUAUAACUCGUUUAUAGCUGAUUCACGGCUGACUUGAGCCAUCUUUUAAAUGGUCCUGGCACGAUAAGAAAAGAGAGAGUGCCUGGUUCGUGGAGAGCCCAGACAGCCCACGCCUCUUAGCGUCGGAAUCGACUAUAUCUUUCUUAAACAUCUCAUGGUCGCUCUACAAAAAUGUAUCAGAUUUCUUAGAUUUUUUUUUAAACGCUACGCGACCGCGACGCCUCUGAGUGAUUCUAAAUGCGGUUUGGUGUUUUUUUGGUAUCAUGGGAGUCUUAGGAACGCCAAAGUGGUCUCUCUAGGGGUUAGGGGAAAAAGCGAAAAAGUAGCCUGUUUAAUGAAAAAAGCGCUCUCCACAGUUGUAAAAUAUAAGUGGUCCGUAUAGGGGUUUAGCGUCUAACCUCUAAGCUUAAGUGGCCCCUUUAGGGACCUUCAAAUUUCUUCGUUAUGAUUUGUCAAAUGAAAAGAAGUAUUUGAAACUUGAUCGAUAUAUCCUCUAUUGAUUUUCGUAACAGUAAACGACUGACAUGCUACCCUAGGAUGGCCACUAAUUGAAACCCCGUUAGCGGUCCCUUUUGCAGGCUUAGUGCCCCCUAUAGGAGAUCUAAAAAGGUCCCUAGAGGGGAUCCUUCAAAGUUAUUAAAUUUUCCACGUGGAAAUGCGUUUUCUCAUAGAGUUCACAACGAUAAUGGACCUUAUAGGGGCCACUUACUAAAGCCCUGAAGGGCUCACUUUUGCAAGCUUUAUCGACCACUAGAGGGACUCCUUCAAGGACCCUUGCCUCUAAUAAAGACCACUCUGGUUUUUUGAAGAUUGGAGUGAAAAUUUUGAACAAUUUAAGCUUUGAAGCUUUUUUUUUACGAACAAGGAUCUAAUAUAUUGAAAUAAUCCGAUUUCUAAAAUAAUAAAAGCUCGAAAAGCUCAAAAUUCCCUUUCCAGCGACCCAAGAAAACCCGGACCCUCUGAGGAAGACCGUCGCCAACAUUUACCAGCAUUGCCUGAUGAUCCUGAACAACUUGACGAAGUAUGGUGUGGAUGACAAGGAGCAGGUCGCCGUGGCAGCCAGGAACAUGGUUGGUUCGAGAGAGACAACGAAAAAAUAGGAGGGAUGAGACAGUCAGAGGAAUACUCGAGUGUCUGACGCUCUCUCGGUUAUCCAUUAUCUCUUGUUAUCUCUAGAAGCCUGAAACUUUCUCUUUGACUGUAGUAGAAAACUUACUUGAUAUGUCUGACGCUCCUUGGUUUUCUAUUAUCUGUAAUUUGAUUGAUUUUCCGAGGAAAAAGAGAUAAGGGGAAAGAGGAGGGCGACAGGCACUAAAAUAAGUUGUUUUUUGUCUGACGCUCUCCCGGUUUCUUAUGGUCUCUAACUUCCUCCAGAAGCCUGGAGAUUUUGACUUUUUUACUGUAGUAGAAAAAUUUUUUUUAUCAUGUCCUACCCUCUCUUGAUUUUCUAUUAUCUCUAUUUUUAGUGCUCUCUCGAGAAAGAAAAGAUAAGCGAAAAAGGAGAGGCCGACAGACACAGAAAUUAUUUUUCCGUCUGACGCUCUCUGGAUUUUCAAUGGUCUCUAACUAUCCAUUUUGUAAAAUCGAACUCUUUUAACGAACGCUAUUGUCCAUCAAAUCAUAAGAUGCUCAAGCUAAAAUAUUUUCUCUGUAUGUCUGACACUCUACUCAUUUUCCCUGGUCUCUAUGUUAUUGAAGGACCUAAGGACCAGUUUUUUCUCUCAGUUUCUCUACAUCAUUUUUCAAGUACUUUUUUUUUCAGAUCAGCACGAAUUUGAUGUCGCCUUCGACUUUUUUAAAUUUCACGGGAAUGGGCUCGGUCCGUUUGCGGCGACUUUCAAUGCAAAUUUUGAGAAGGUUUGUUUUUGAAAUUUCCAACUUUUUUCAAAGAUAAAAAUUAAAAAAGACGUCUCAAUGUUGUUUAUGGUAAAAAGCAAGAGUAACAUAAUAAAAAAAAGCUGGAGGCCUAAUUUCCCAAAUUGCGGCUCUUUUUUGAAUUUUUAUUUUUCCCGCCAAAAUUUUUUUUUUCAUCGCUUAGUGUUCUAUAAGUACAUGGAGAAAAUUCAUCAUUUUUCAAUUUUUCCAGAGUCAUCGAGACGGUUCCCAGCUACGCUUCUCUGUUUCUCGACAGUGUUGAUAAUCGGGGCGAAAGUUUGCCUAAAUUGCUCAUCUUACGAAUCGGAGAGUCGUUCGAGAAGUGCAGUUAUUAUGUGGGUGUUUUUGACUGGAUUUUCUUAGAAAAUGCGCUCUAUUGGUAGGUUUUUUUUACUGUAGUGGUUCUUGAUAAUUACAGUUUUUCAAUAUAUUAGAUCCUUGUUCCAAAAAAAGGUUUUAACGUCUAAUUUUUCGAAAUUUGACUUCCAAUUUUUAAAACACCAAAAUGGGAUUUAUGAGGCGCGAGGGCUUGAAGGAGCCCCUCUAGGGAUUUUCUUAAUUUAUGAGGGCCACUAAAGCUUGCAAAAGUGACCCGUUUAGGGUUUUAGUAAGUGGCUCUUGAAGGGGGCAUUCUAGUCGAAUGUUUUUGGGAUCUCUGUGAGAAAAGCAUUUUCAUUCGAAAAACUCAAUAUGUUAACGUUUUUGAACGGAAAAAAAAAUCGGGUAAGACCCCUAUAGGGAGCACUUAAGCUUAAGGGGCUUUGGGGUCAGACUUUUACUCACUUCUAUAAGGACCACCUCUCAAAGAGCUAGGGUUUUUCCCUUAAUCCCUGAAGGGACCCCUCUGGCGCCCUCAAGUGUUUUUAAAGUGAGGGAACAGAGAGACGCAGGCAUUUGAGAAUUUUCCAAGUCGCGUUGAACGGACUAUACCCUUGUAUUUUGAGAAAAAAAAAGCCUAUUUUUGUUGAUUUUGAAAACUUUCAGAUAAGAAACAAGGAGGAGGCGAAGGUCAAUGAACACGACGAAGUUGUCCGACACGCGAUUCGCCUUCUGGAAAGUUUGAUGGCGACGAAUUCCAGAUUCGCCGACACCGUUUGUGAGGCCAUGAUGUGGGUUUUUCAGUUCGAAAUGUCCGAUUUUGGUGAAAUGCGCUUCAUUGACAAAAACCGGACGUUUCUGAGCACGUCUAUGGGUCACUUAAGAGUGCUGACGCUACUAAAGUGGUCACUAGAAAUGUCCGGACACGCCCGAUUUCCGAGCGGAAAUGCCGGCGGGACCCUGCGGAGAUGUUCAAAAGAGUACAAUUUCCAGGGUCGGAUCGAACCCCCUGACGUUGCUGAGGUACACGGUCAAGGAGUCGAUGUUGGUGGAAUGGCUGAGGCUGGUCGCAGGCCUUCUGACGUCAUCCGCCGAAAGAGCCCAACUGAUGACGUCAUUCGUGCGAGCCGAUGAGGCCGCCUUCCGCUUCCUCGGCUACAUGGCCAAUGAUCCCAGAUAUCGUGAGUUUUUUCGUGGUUUUCUGUAAAAUACGAACAAUAUUUGAAAGGGUCUGGAAGUCUUUAAAAAACAGGCUUUCCUCAAAGGUUUCACUUUGGAAAGCUCUGUAGGUUUUGGUACAUCUUAUUCCGUAGAUAUUUUGAAAAUAACGUUAUAUGGUUAUUGCUCAUUUUAGCGCGGACUUUUUUAGAAUGCGGACAGAUCGAGUAGAACCUUCACUGAUCACGUUUGCUUUAAGGAAACCCCCGCUUAUCAAAGUGUCAUAUUGCUCAUGUUAGCUCAGUGAAUCUCAUCUUAAUGCCAGGAAGUUGUCUGAGGACAUUUAUAGUAAUUUCAUAGGCCAUAUUAUAUUUUUAUUGCUAAUUUUAGAGAAAAAAAAAUAUCCUGAAAAAUUGCUUAUUAUUGCUUUUUAUUGCUCAUGUGAGAGGUCUUCAUAAAGUUCAGGCUCCUUUUCGUAGUAAUCCAGCCCUGAAAAAACAUCAUAUUGCUCAUGUUAACUCAUCUUCUUCUUUUCAGGCGAAUCCGCCGAGAAACUGCUCGGCUUGGUCGGCCGUACGAUGUGA
Molecule: messenger RNA, 15276 nt
Organism: Caenorhabditis auriculariae
Lineage: Eukaryota; Metazoa; Nematoda; Chromadorea; Rhabditida; Rhabditidae
Source: the annotation of a GenBank genome assembly